This is a messenger RNA of Nestor notabilis (Kea), 1104 nucleotides long. Its product is annotated as actin-like protein 7A. The record is from RefSeq and is a predicted model, not a curated record. The coding region runs from base 1 to 1104 and encodes 367 amino acids. Gene Ontology annotation, cellular component: cytoplasm; nucleus. The transcript has a single exon. NCBI's taxonomy places the organism in Eukaryota, Metazoa, Chordata, Aves, Psittaciformes, Psittacidae.
AUGAAGGAAACUAAAGCAUUAGUGAUAGACAUUGGCACGGGUCUCUUCAAGUGUGGCUUCGCAGGGGACCCAUGGCCUUUGUACGUUGUUUCACCUACAUUUGGUAAGCCCACGUGUGAGGCUGGGAGCAAUCAAAGAGAAACCUUUGUUGGAAAAGAGCUUCAGAAUAGCAGCAUACCCUCAACACCCAUCAACCCAGUAAGACAUGGCACAGUGGUGGACUGGAACUGUGUCCAAGAUACUUUGAAGUGUAUUUUCAAGGCGGAGAUGAAGAUUCAGCCAGACGACCAUGCUGUUCUGAUGUCAGUGCCUCCCCUGUGUUCCACCACUGACAAGGGGAAAUAUGCUGAGAUGCUGUUUGAAGGGUUCCAUAUGCCUGCCAUCCACCUUGCAUACCAGUCCCAUUUAUCCAUGUACUCUUAUGGGAAAACCUCAGCUCUCGUGGUGGAAAGUGGCCAUGGCGUUUCGUACGUGGUUCCUAUCUAUGAAGGUUAUAUUCUACGUAGCAUCACUGGGAAAGUAGAUUAUGCUGGCUCGGACAUCACGUGUUAUCUCAUGAAGUUACUAAAUGAGUCUGGAAACACAUUCACAGAACAGCAGCUAAACAUCAUACAAGAUCUCAAAGAGAAGUGUUGUUACACCUCUCUGGAUCUUAAGCAGGACUUGAGCUUGCCUGUUGAGAAACAACAAGUGGAUUACAAGCUGCCGGAUGGGCACUUUAUCAGUGUAGGCAAGGAGAGGUUCCUUUGUGCUGAAGCGCUGUUCAAACCAGUCUUACUCGGCUCACAGCAGCAAGGGCUUUUGCAGCUGACGCUUGCCUGUCUCAAGAAGUGCGAUGCUGGUAUCAACAGAAAAAUGCUGGGGAAUAUCCUGCUGUGUGGGGGUAGCACCAUGAUGGAGGGCUUUGCCGACCGCUUCCAGAAGGAACUGGCCAGGAUGUGCCCCCAUGACAGCCCCAUCAUAGCUGCAUCCCCGCAAAGAAAGUCUGCUGUCUGGAUUGGUGGGUCUGUUCUGGCCUCACUCAACUCUUUCCAGGACCUCUGGGUUCACAGGUAUGAAUAUGAAGAACAUGGUUCUACCUGUAUUUUCAAGAAGUGCUUCUGA